Messenger RNA from Kluyveromyces marxianus DMKU3-1042, 2712 nucleotides. RefSeq names its product inositol polyphosphate kinase KCS1 (gene KCS1). Gene Ontology annotation, cellular component: cytoplasm; nucleus. Gene Ontology annotation, molecular function: inositol hexakisphosphate kinase activity. Gene Ontology annotation, biological process: phosphatidylinositol phosphate biosynthetic process; inositol phosphate biosynthetic process. The record is from RefSeq and is a predicted model, not a curated record. The transcript has a single exon. NCBI's taxonomy places the organism in Eukaryota, Fungi, Ascomycota, Saccharomycetes, Saccharomycetales, Saccharomycetaceae. Bases 1 to 2712 code for a protein of 903 amino acids.
AUGAACGAAAGUGUCAGUCAGCGGCAGCCCCAACGGCAACAGGGACACGAACAGAAUCACGAACAGACUACGUUGGUUGCAGCGCGGCUACGGGACUUGAGCGUAGAAGAUCAGGGCAAUUUGCACACCAAGGCACUUGACGAGUCUCAUCAUGUGGAUCUGCAAGGGAAAAGUAUCCAUUCGCACAAGAAAAAGCCAGUUAUACAUGGGAGAAAGGCUUCGACGUACUUGAGGGUGUUUGAUGAUAAUGAUACCGAUGAGCAUAUCGACGAGCACAGACUACGGAGCUAUUCGAGUGGAGGAUUGGGAGCAGGUUCUCAUCAGAGUGGUAUGGUACACAGAUCCAACUCGUAUAUGAAGGCUAGUGUGGACCAACGGCCUGUGUUGAAGAAUACUCUGAAACCCAUUGAUGAGCCAGCAAAUGUAGACAGUCUGGCGUUGCAGCCACAGACAUCGGCCUCGGCUAUAUACUUAACGGAUGAAGAUCGUAAUGUUUUAUCUAGUCAUAAUGAUAUCUCUAUAAUCGAUGAGAAGGAUAAAACUACAAUGAGCAUGUUCGAGCCAGAGGUCGUGGUGCCGUCUAUUCACAUUGGUGCAGCAAGGAAUGAAAAGAUCCCAACGGAACAGAAACAACCAGAUCCUUUGACUUCAACUCCAGCUCCAGCUCCAGCUCCAGCUCCAGAAGAUUUAUCUCCACGUACGUCAACAUCGCCUUUGAUGCAGGAUACUAACCAACAACAACAACAACAACCAGAUCCUAAUUACAAAGAACAUAUAUACAAUGAAGAUAACAACGGAAACUUAUCUCGAUACCAACAAAAGCUCCCUAAUGAGAGUGCAAUUGCAGAUGAAGAUGACGAUAUAGAUGAGCGUGGCGACUUCCCAUUAGCUGUGGAGUUGAAACCAUUCAAAAAUAAAGUCGGGGGACACACCGCUAUAUUCAAGUUCAGCGAAAGAGCUGUGUGUAAAGCAUUGGUUAACGCCGAGAACAACUGGUAUGAGACAAUUGAGAGAGAACAUAAAGAACUUCUUCAAUUCAUGCCAAGAUAUAUCGGAGUUUUAAAUGUCAGACAGCACUUUCACACAAAGGAAGACUUCUUACAAGAAAUAAAUAACGAAGGUGGUGUCGACUACAAGGAUGCUGGUAAUAAUAGCACCGUUAAUACCGAAAACACAAAAAAGGGAAACACUAAUUCAAAUAGUAAAGGGGACAUGACUAGAACCUCAUCGAACCGAGUUUUAUCACCAACACUACUUGGCCAAAAAGAGGAUGUAUAUGAUGACAUUACACCACUGCCGGAAGUGGUUUUAGAUGACAACAAGCAUAUCAUACCCAAUUCUCUGUACCAACAGUAUUCUUCAUCGCGCUCGCACUCCAACUCACCUUCAAGUGCACCAAUAGACUCUUUUCUCCUCAGCCACUCUCUUGAUGACGAUCAAGUCCUGAAAUCUGACUUCAAUCAAGGAUCAGGCUCUACUUCAGUCAAUACAAAACUACAAGAACUAGUGCUCAAGGAAGCCUUUAUGAAACGGAAACCUUCGAACUCUUAUCAGAGUUGUGCUCUAGAUCAUCGUAAUAGGGUUGGCUCUUCCUCGUCUUUAAAAGAAUGUAAAGCUUCAAGGUCUUCUUCUUCCUCGUCGCAUAAUAAAAUGAAAACACUGGGUAUCCAACCUUAUCAUCGUCGUAAUUCGACUAGGCACAACAUAACGCUCACCCCAAACCGCGGUGAUAACUCAGCUGUAGACGAUUAUGAUGAUGUUAUGUUCAAACUAGAUGAUGAAGUCCAUGAUGCAGAUAUCAAAUCACCGGAACAUGAGAAAGGUUCGUUCAAUCACGAAUCUGUUUCUCUCGAAGAGACGUCACAUACUAUUGUCUCGAAGUUUAUUUUACUUGAAGAUCUUACUAGGAAAUUAAAGUGCCCCUCGGUUCUUGACUUAAAGAUGGGGACAAGACAGUACGGUGUUGACGCAAAGAGAUCAAAGCAGUUAUCGCAACGUGAAAAAUGUAAGAAAACUACUUCUAGAAAGCUUGGGGUUCGGUUAUGUGGACUGAAGAUUUGGGAUAAGAAGAAAAAAUACUAUAUUACUAGAGACAAGUAUUUCGGUAGAAGAGUAAGAGUUGGUUGGCAAUUUGCUAGAGUUCUAGCAAGGUUUUUGUAUGAUGGUGAAACCAGAAGAAGCAUUAUUAAGCAAAUUCCCUUGUUGAUCCAACAAUUAGACACCUUACACAGUGAAAUAGGCAAGCUUAAAUCAUAUAGACUCUAUGGUUCGUCGCUGCUCUUAUUCUAUGACGGUGAUAACCCACAGAACAAAAGGUCGCCGGUGAAGGUCAACAUUAUCGAUUUUGCUAGAUGCGUUACAGAUCACGACAUUGAAAACCACCUUGACACCUUCAAGAUAGCUCCGCAUUUCCCCAAUAGAGAGGACCAAGGUUUCCUUCGUGGUGUAAAGUCUCUCAAAUUUUACCUGCUCCAUAUUUGGAAAUAUUUAACUAACGAUAACUCUAUCAUAUCUGAGGAAAGUUUGUUAGCGGAAUAUUUGGAUCAAAACAGCGAGAAGUUUGACACCUGUUGGGAUUGGUUAGACCAGUUUGAUAGCGAAGACGAAGCUGAUGCAAAUAAUGCACAAAGCCCAUUGAGAGUGAAGUGGAGGAAGUAUGAAUUGAUAUUCGACGUCGAACCUCGUUACGUAGAUGAAGAGAUAAGUGACUAG